AUGUGGUCACAAGGCGGCCGGGGGCGGUGCCGAGCGCGAGGCGGAGUUUGCGCACUCCUGCUCUCUAGGGUUCGGGGCGGUGGGCGGGGGGGUGGGGAAGAGAGAGAGAGCGAGAGAGAGAGAAAGAGAGACAUGCUCUCUCGACCAAUGAGCGCAGAGAUCGCUUGGGGGCGGGGCCAAGUUACCGCGCGCCGGGCCGCGGUUGGCAGGGGGCGGGCUCGUCUCGUGGCCCCGCCCACUCCGGUCAGCGGCUGCAGGGAGGGCGGUGCCCCGGCCGCGGCUGCGGCGGCUCUUCAGGUAAAGGGCGGACAGGUCCCGGGGGUCAGGGCCGGCCGCGGUCACUCGGGGAGGUGCCCCUCGGGGAAGCCUAGGUCGCAGAACUUCGGGUCGCCCGCUUGGCCAGGCCGCCGCGGGAAACCGAGUCAGGGGGCGCCUCUCCAAGGUCACCAGGCGAGCGCAGGGACGGUCCCGGGCUUCGCGGGGCCGAGCCCGCCCUCUUCCCUGGGCUCAGGUGCGCCCUGCCCCGCGCGGAGCAGGAUUUGCCGCGUCACAACCCGGAAGAGCGGCCUGGGAGCCCAGCCGCUCACUUUCUUCCUCGCCCAGCGUGCGGAGCGCGUUCUCCGUGCCCGGCCCCUCCCAAGGUGGGACUCGGGGUGCUCGGCCCCCGUGCCUGGCCCCGCCCUGAGGGGCGUUCAGUUUGUCACUUUUCGGAGGCCUGUGGUCCACCUCCUUGCUUCCCCAGGGGAAGAACGGGGAUCCUCUGUGGGAAACUCAUCUUAA
Molecule: messenger RNA, 780 nt
Organism: Rangifer tarandus platyrhynchus (Svalbard reindeer)
Lineage: Eukaryota; Metazoa; Chordata; Mammalia; Artiodactyla; Cervidae
Source: the annotation of a GenBank genome assembly